Messenger RNA from Microthlaspi erraticum, 663 nucleotides. NCBI's taxonomy places the organism in Eukaryota, Viridiplantae, Streptophyta, Magnoliopsida, Brassicales, Brassicaceae. The record is from the annotation of a GenBank genome assembly.
AUGGAAUUAGUCGAAGAGACCUUUCCAAAAGAAGCAAGUAAGAUGGUAAAAAGAAUUGUGGUGGACAAAGCUUAUCUCUAUGAAGAAGACAAACCACUCACCGUCUGCAAAACCUCUCUCUUCUACACCGGCGAUGGCUUCACCGCCUACGACUGCAACGGCGACAUCGUCUUCAGGGUCGAUUCGUACGGUCCCGACACUAGAGAUAACGACGAGUUUGUCCUCAUGAACACCACCGGGAAGUGUCUCCUCACCGUUAAACGAAAGAGACCGACGUUGCAUCAGAGAUGGGAAGGUUUUCUCGGGGAGAGAUCGGAAGGUCAGAAACCGAUCUUCAGCGUCCGGAGAUCGUCGAUAAUCGGACGGUGCACGAUGGAAGUUGAAGUAUACGACGGAGCCGGGGAAGAGUACAUAAUCGACGGUGACUUCUCGCAGCGAAGCUGCGUCAUAUACGACACGGAGAAGCGAACUGUGGCUGAGAUCAAACGCAAAGUGGACACGUCGACGAACGUGAUGCUUGGCCGAGAUGUGUUCACUCUCGAAAUCAAACCCGGUUUCGACGGAGCCUUCGCGAUGGGUUUGGUGCUCGUGCUUGACCAGAUCAACGGUGACGAUCCUGUUGAGAUCGGUGAUGAACAAGUGCACCCAUUUGUAGAGGAUUAG